Molecule: messenger RNA, 1643 nt
Organism: Scutellospora calospora
Lineage: Eukaryota; Fungi; Glomeromycota; Glomeromycetes; Diversisporales; Gigasporaceae
Source: the annotation of a GenBank genome assembly
AUGAAAUCUUCUACAGAUACCAUAGAAAAUAUAGAUAAUGAAGAUAAUGAGAAUGAAGAAUUUCAAGAAGAUCUUAAUAAUAUAAUUAAAUUUCCACCCGAGCUAGAGGCUUCAAUUUCUCAAAUACUUCAAACCAAUGAUCCUUUAGAUAGUAAUGAUUUUAAUCCAAUAGAGUAUCUUAAUCAAAUGCUUCCAAAUGAGCAAGCAUUGGCUACUGUUGACGUAACAGCUAAAAAGCUUCAAGCAAAAAUGCGACAAUUGAGUGGGGAGAUCAAAGAACUUUCUAGGAUGCAAACUGAUGGAGGACAACGAGGACCAGAAGAAGUCGCUGAGGCUAAGAGAGCAAUAGAGGAACUUUUUGAUAGAAUAAGACAAAUUAAGGAGAAAGCUUCGCAAUCUGAAACAAUGGUGCAAGAGAUUACCAAGGAUAUUAAAUCAUUAGAUUAUGCUAAGAAGCAUUUGACAAUUUCGAUUACUGCUUUAAAAAGACUACAAAUGCUUGUUACUGCCGUAAAUCAAUUGAAAAUAAUGGCACAGAUGAAACAAUACAAAGAAACAUCUCAACUUUUACAAGCAGUUCUACAACUUAGUUUAUAUUUUAAAAGUUAUAAGAGUAUUAAACGAAUAGCGGAAUUAUCAUCUUCAGUGACUACAUUCCAAAAUGAUUUAAAGAAGCAGAUUUUUGAUGAUUUUGAGUCUAGUUUUACAACGGAUGGAGGUUUCAGCAGUCAAACGGCACUUUUGGCUGAUGCCUGUCUAGUAAUUGACAUUAUGGGUUUAGAUGUCAGAUCACAGCUAAUGAAAUGGUAUUGUGAGAAGCAAUUAAACGAUUACAAGAAAAUAUUUCGAGCAAGUGAUGAGAUUGCUUCUUUGGAAAAUACAUCUAGAAGAUAUGCAUGGCUUAAAAGAGUUCUUAAAAAUUACGAUGAAAAACAUGCAGCAGUAUUUCCUGCUAAUUGGCGAUUAAGUGAAUUCCUAAGUAUUCAAUUUUGUGAAAUCCUUAAUAAAAUUUUUAUUAGGGAAGAUUUAGUAAAAACACUUUCAAAGACAAAUGAAUUGGAUGUAAAGACUUUACUCAAAAAUUUACAACUGACCCUUGAGUUCGAGAAUCAACUGACAAAACGAUUUUCAAACACGAAUAAAUAUCAACCAUCCAAUGUGGAUCACGAACCAUAUAAUUUUAGUAAAACCCUAUCCACAGCAUUUGAACCUUACUUAGGUCUCUAUAUUGAAGCAGAGGAUAGUACAUUGUCAGGAAUGAUUAACUCCUAUCAUAUGGAAACAAUUCCAGAUGAAGAUGUUUCAACAUCGGUGUUACAAUCAAGCAUAGAUUUAUUCUACUUUUAUCGUGAAACACUCGCAAAUUGCGCAAAAUUAUCAACACGGCAACCUUUUUAUGAUUUAUGUAAUAUGUUUGCCAAAUGGCUUCGUCUAUAUGCGAGUGAAGUUUUAAUAGGAAGGCUUCCGAAGGAAGAACGCCGUGCAAUAACACGUGAUGAAUUAAAAUUGAUAUGUUUUAUAAUUAAUACUGCAGAUUAUUGUUAUGUUACAACUUCACAGCUUGAAGAUAAAUUGAAAGAUACGAUUGACGAAGAAUAUAAAGAAAAAAUAAAUUUCGAUGAAGAGCGGAAUCAUUUUCUAAA